Molecule: messenger RNA, 1509 nt
Organism: Trichechus manatus latirostris (Florida manatee)
Lineage: Eukaryota; Metazoa; Chordata; Mammalia; Sirenia; Trichechidae
Gene: SKA2
Product: spindle and kinetochore associated complex subunit 2
Exons: 4
Coding region: 173-577 (134 amino acids)
Biological process (GO): chromosome segregation; mitotic cell cycle; cell division
Cellular component (GO): spindle microtubule; outer kinetochore
Molecular function (GO): microtubule binding
Source: RefSeq, a predicted model, not a curated record
UUAUAUACAGAUACAUAAGUAUAUAUAUAAUACACACAUAUAAACACACACAUAUAUACACAUAUAGUGAUUAUCAGUGUCUUAUAUACUUGUUAGAUGUUAUGGUUAAAUUAAUAAUUAGACUUCUAAAUACUAAUAAUUACUAUAUAUAUGUGUGUGUGUAUAUAUAUGUAUGUUGUUGUUCUUAGGUGCCAUCGCAUUGCUUCCAACUCAGCAACCCUGUGUACAACAGAAUGAAACACUGUUCCAGAAAGCUGAUUCUGAUCUGGAUUGCAUUCUGUACAGGCUGGAAUAUGAAAUCAAGAACAAUCAUCCUGAUUCAGCUGGCGUGAAAAAUCCUGUUACACUCUUGAAGGAACUAUCGGCGAUAAAGUCUCGAUAUCAGACUUUGCAUACACGCUUUAAACCAAUUGCUGUUGAACAGAAAGAGACUAAGGGCCACAUUUGUGUUAUUUUGAAUAAGACUAUGACCAUGAUACAAGAACUACAAAAGCUAACAGACAUGGAGUUGUCACCACUAACUGAAGAAGAGAAAACUGCGGAAAAGCAAUUAAAAUCUCACAUGCCAGACUUAUGAAGACAUGGACUUGGAAAAGGGAGCUCUAACAGAGAUGAGAUCAAUUCCAGAGAAAUUUAGGAAAUGCCUUGUUAACAUUUGCUGAUUAGAGGUGGGGGGCUGGUGAGGUUUGGGGUGGAUGACUGGAUAGUGAUGCCUUUCACAAUGGGGGGAAUGUAAGAAGAAAGGCAGAUAGUAUAUGAAUAAAGUUCAGCCAAAAAGAUGGAAGAGGAAUAAAGGGAUUUAAAAAUAUAUUCCCACUUAGUCUUGUGAUUUCAGGCAAGAAAAUCUCUUUAAACUAUUUUGCAUCUGUUUUCUUUUUGCAUGAUUGAGAUGUAUAACGUAUAAUGGCCUAUUGUAAAAGAAUGUUUUAUGUACUAUCAGUCAAAAUGUGAAUGAGAAUGCUUUCAAAAUAAAAGACAAAAUAUUUGUAUUAUGUUAUCUAUCAUAUAUAUGUUAUCUAUACGUAUAUGUUUUCAUUUUUUAAAAUGUUGAUUGCAGAUGUGGUUACAUUAUGGUGAGACUGCUAAUACCCAAUAUAUGACCUGUAGUCUCCCACAAAUCUAACUAAUAUAAUAAGCUUACUCCUCUGUGACAGCCUCACUUUUGUUUAUUCUUUUCCUAUUCCUUCCACCUGCUACUGUUGAGUGGCAUGAGCUGUUUUCAAAUGCCACCUUUGUUGUCCUUCAUCCUAUAUUACUGUAAUAUAUGAAAGCUAAUAAUAUAUGGUAAAUGGUAAAGAAAUUGAAGUUGUCAAGGAUUUCACUCUUCUCAGAUCAACAAUCAAUGCUCAUGGAAGCAGCAGUCAAGAAAUCAAACGAUGUAUUACAUGGGUAAAUCUGCAAACGUCUUCUUUAAAGUGUUAAAAAGCAAAGAUGUCAUUUUGAUGACUAAGGUAUGCCUGGUGCAAGCCGUAGUAUUUUUUUUUCUUCUAAAUUUUAUUUAUUUUGUUG